AUGUGCACGGGCGACUGCGCAAAAUUCAUCGGGGUUUCGCUAUACCCCUUUUGCAUUCUAUGUAUUAUCUGUAACAUCUUACUCCUGUUCCCCGGAUGGACCACGGAGGCUGUGACGAACCCUGGAGAAAAACUCACAGAUGAGGUUCUGUACCUGGGUGGGUUUUUCGGUAGCGGACUCCUGGUAUUAAUUCCGGCCAUCUGUAUUCAGUGUACGGGCCGUCGUGGAAAAUGCAACAACCGAUGCGGGAUGUUGGUCUCUAUGCUCCUGGCAGCGGUGGCGGUAUGUGGCUCCGUCUAUGGCUUUGUGACUUCGCUGUUGGGCCUGGUCAACGGACCUCAGUGCUUCUACAAGUUCAUUUCAGGAGCUCAGCGCUGGACCACCCCCUUCAAAGUAGACAAAGAAUUCAUUGAUUUGGAGCGGAGUUACCUCUUCCACAGGGAAGUCUGGAGUCGCUGUACUCUGCCGGUGGGCGUGGUCGAGUUUAACGUCAUCCUCUUCUCCACCAUUAUGGUAGCGAGCGGUAUUCAGGUCGUGCUGUGUCUAAUCCAGAUGAUUAACGGGUUGUUCGGCUUUCUCUGCGGGACCUGCCAAAAGAAGAUUUUUUGAAAAUGAU
Molecule: messenger RNA, 616 nt
Organism: Nanorana parkeri
Lineage: Eukaryota; Metazoa; Chordata; Amphibia; Anura; Dicroglossidae
Product: transmembrane 4 L6 family member 4-like
Exons: 4
Coding region: 1-609 (202 amino acids)
Cellular component (GO): membrane
Source: RefSeq, a predicted model, not a curated record